UCUGAAUGCACCGUCCGCGAGCAAGAUCGUUUCAUGCCUAUAGCCAACGUGAUCCGAAUCAUGCGAAAAAUCCUACCUCCACAUGCCAAGAUAUCAGACGACGCAAAAGAGACCAUCCAAGAAUGCGUGUCGGAGUUCAUCAGCUUCGUCACGGGGGAAGCUAAUGACCGUUGCCAGCGUGAGCAACGCAAGACUAUCACGGCCGAAGACGUGCUCUGGGCCAUGAGCAAGCUAGGGUUCGAUGACUACAUCGAGCCCCUGACUCUGCACCUGCACCGCUAUCGCGAGUGCGACGGUGGGGAGCGCGGCUCCCUCAGAGGGGAACCACUCAUGCUGAUGAAGCCGCGGGGUGCUAUGAUUGACCCCGUGACUUCAACUAGCAUUGCCAACAACAUGACACCUAUUAAUUAUCCCUUGCCACCUAAUUUCACAAUGGCUCAUCAUCAUCAUCACCAUCAUGGCUACUUUGCUUAUGCACACAUGAGUAAUGACAAUGUUGCUUCAAAUUCUCAAGCUAAUCAUGAUGAGGCAAAUAAUGUUGAAUCAUUUAGAGAGCAUAAGGAGUAA
Molecule: messenger RNA, 567 nt
Organism: Solanum dulcamara
Lineage: Eukaryota; Viridiplantae; Streptophyta; Magnoliopsida; Solanales; Solanaceae
Product: nuclear transcription factor Y subunit B-6-like
Exons: 1
Coding region: 34-567 (177 amino acids)
Biological process (GO): regulation of transcription by RNA polymerase II
Cellular component (GO): CCAAT-binding factor complex; nucleus
Molecular function (GO): protein heterodimerization activity; DNA-binding transcription activator activity, RNA polymerase II-specific; RNA polymerase II cis-regulatory region sequence-specific DNA binding
Source: RefSeq, a predicted model, not a curated record